AUGAAAGCCAAGGCGCUACUGAACCGCUGGAACUCUUUGUUCACUCCGUCGUACGUUCAGCUGUCAGGACCUGACGACGAUGAGGGAAGUGACCCUCAGAUGAAGCUCCCCUCUCUUAAGGGCAUGAGACGUAUCGCCAGCGAUAUCAACGUCUGCAAAGGGCGUACUGACCGCCGUGGUUCAGCGCCCACGUCCCCACAGGAGGGCCAGUUUGACGUGGGUGGAGGCCGCAAGUUCCCCCAGCUACGUGAGUUGGUGGAGUACUACCGCAACAACCCGAUGGUAGAGCAGAGUGGUACUGUGGUGCCCCUGAAGCAGCCCUUCAACGCCACCCGCAUCAACGCCAGGGGCAUCGCCAGGCGCGUCAAGGAGCUAUCACUUAAUGCUGGCCAGGAGAACACGAGCACGGCGAUGGGCAAGGUCGGGUUCUGGGAGGAGUUUGAGUCGCUGCAGCAGCAGGAAUGCAAGAAGCUUCACUCCCGGAGUGAGGGCCAGAAGCCUGAGAACCGCAGCAAGAACCGCUACAAGAACAUCCUGCCCUUUGACCACACCAGGGUUGUGCUGCGUGACCGGGACCCUGGUAUACCGGGCUCUGACUACAUCAAUGCUAACCACAUCACUAGCGAAGACGAUGGCAGCGGGGACCAGCAGCGCUACAUUGCAACCCAGGGCUGCCUGAGCAACACCGUGGCUGACUUCUGGUGGAUGUUGUGGCAGGAAGACUGCUACGUGGUUGUCAUGACAACCAAGGAGGUGGAGAGGGGCAAGGUGGGUUGCUACGUGGUUGUAAUGACAACCAAGGAGGUGGAGAGGGGCAAGGUGGGUUGCUACGUGGUUGUCAUGACAACCAAGGAGGUGGAGAGGGGCAAGGUGGGUUGCUACGUNGUGAGGCAGUCCACAGGUGAGGCAGUCCACAGACGUAAUGGUGAAGUUACGCACAUCAAGAUCCAGAACAUGGGUGACUUCUAUGACCUACGUAAUGGUGAAGUAACGCACAUCAAGAUCCAGAACAUGGGCGAUUUCUAUGACCUGUACGGCGGGGAGAAGUUCGCCACGCUCGCUGAACUUGUUCAGUAUUACAUGGAGAACCAGGGACAACUUAAAGAGAAGAAUGGACAUGUUAUUGAACUUAAGUUCCCUCUCAACUGCGCCGACCCUACCACUGAGAGGUGUACUGUGACAUGUUCCUCAGGCAGAUCGUGCGGCAAGGUAAGAGCCUUCAUCGUCCUAGACAUGAUCCUGAGGCAGAUCGUGAGGCAAGGUCUGGACUGUGAACUGGACAUACAGCGCACCAUCCUACACGUGCGGUCCCAGCGGUCCGGUCUCGUGCAGACCGAAGCGCAGUACAAGUUUGUGUACCUCGCCGUACAGGACCACAUUGAUGCCAUCGAGCACAGGAUGAGUGCGGAGAAGAAGUCGCUGCAGGUGGGCAGGGAGUACACUAACAUCAAGUACAGCGCUGAGGCCGCCGCGGGGCUGGAAGGGAGUGCCUCUUCCACUUCAGCAGGGAAGAGUCUCUCCCGUUCCACCAUAUCCCUCCUGCCCACGUCACCUCCUCCACCUGCACCACCUGCACAUCUGCUGGCUCCUGCACCACCUGCACCACCUCCUGCAAAGGACCCCAAGCUGCUCCUGCUCAGGAAUGCGGCGCCUGAUCCUGUAGCGAGAUCUUGUGACGACUUGAGUGCUACUCAGAAUUCAACUCUGAAUUCAACGCACACCAACGACGUUACUCUCAAGACGGAUUCAUCAUCACCACCUUCUUGUUCACCAACUUCAUUCAACCUAGUCGAAUCUACCAGUCUUUCCACUGGUCUUGAUAGUUGUCCUGGUUCCACUACCACUACCACUACUCCUACCACUACAUCGUGUACCUCGAACGUAACGACUACCAGUUCCAGUGGUAGUAGUGUUGUAAUUGCUAAGUGAAAUACCAUGUGGAUUGAGUUUAGAGGUUGUAAUGGAAAAGUUUACUUGGUGGUUAUAAGGAACGCGCUUGUAUAUAACUAUAUUAGUAGGUAUAGUAGAUCACUAUGGUACUAUAGGCGUCUUGUAGACAUCUUGUUACUACCUGUGCGUAUGGUUCCUAAAAUCGAGAGGUCUUUAAUGUUCAUACAAUAGUAUAUUUAAUGUUCAUACAAUAGUAUAAGUAAAUUGAAUGCGAAUGCGGUGUGCAUUGACCUGUGAAUGUUUUGCUAGGUGAAGGAUUUCGAAGGAAUGUUUUCAUAGGUAUACUUGUUAAAUAGCAAAGAAUUAAUGAUACUUAGCAUCCUACUGCAACU
Molecule: messenger RNA, 2282 nt
Organism: Hyalella azteca
Lineage: Eukaryota; Metazoa; Arthropoda; Malacostraca; Amphipoda; Hyalellidae
Product: tyrosine-protein phosphatase non-receptor type 11
Exons: 11
Coding region: 1-1929 (642 amino acids)
Biological process (GO): protein dephosphorylation
Molecular function (GO): protein tyrosine phosphatase activity
Source: RefSeq, a predicted model, not a curated record